Austrofundulus limnaeus is the source of this 267-nucleotide messenger RNA. RefSeq names its product WAS/WASL-interacting protein family member 3. The record is from RefSeq and is a predicted model, not a curated record. NCBI's taxonomy places the organism in Eukaryota, Metazoa, Chordata, Actinopteri, Cyprinodontiformes, Rivulidae.
AACGUCUCCAGAACCGAACUCGUCAACGCCGUCUCCUGAGCAGGCUGGACCUUCAUCUGCUGUCCCAUCCGCACCACCGCCACCGCAGAAGAGACUGCGAAACAAACCACCAAGUCAACAGCCUACACCAUUUGAGAGGAGUUUGAUGGACAUGAUGACUGCCACCACGCCGCCACCACCACCACCACCACCACCACCACCACAACCAGCACCAGCACCAUCCCUUCAUCCUGACCAACAUUUCCUGUUAGGGCUAUUUUCAAUCCU